GAGAGAGGAACGGGAUAAAAUUUUGAGAAUGAUCUGGGCGAACUGUUGUAGCACUCUGUUUUACCGAAAAACUUAUUUGCGUACGGAAGCCGUCAGUGUGCAGAAACGGUUGUUCGAAGACACGAUGAGUGAUUUGGACGUUUAAUAUCAACAACGGAAAGAAACCAGGAUUGGUUCAACCAUACUCAGGCUGAUGGUUUUCAGUCACCAUAAUCAUGUCUUUCAGACGCUUCCUACGCGCCACAGGAAGUCGCAGCUUGUCUGCCAAACCUCGGGAUGAGGACAUUGAGGAUGAAUGCGCCGGGGAGGUCACGGUUCACCCGGAGAGCCACAAGCCUACAUGUGUCUGGGAUGCCAUGAAGAACCGGUCCUCCACGGUCUGUAGAGUGGUCCAGCCCAUCAAUCCAGACAUUCCCAUACCCGAAGGGGCCGUACGCUUUGUUUGUAUUUCUGACACACACAACCAAGCCGCCCGUCUUCUCCCGACAAUACCCGACGGUGACAUCCUUAUUCAUGCGGGCGACUUCACCAACAUUGGUCGCCCCAGGGAAAUAAAGAGAUUCAACGAAUUCUUGGGUUACACCAGGUUUGUCUGCAUCUCGGACACGUUUUCGAGGACAAGUCACAUGGCCAAGAUACCAGAAGGUGAUAUCUUGAUCCAUGCCGGCAAUUUCAGCAACAUUGGUCUGCCUAGGGAGGUUGUAGCCUUCAAUGCAUUUCUGGGUCAGUUGCCUCACAGGCACAAGGUUGUCAUUGCCGGCAACCACGAAGUGACCUUUGACCGGCAGCUAAUGACAGAGCAGAGCAGCCACGUCUUUAUGAGCUUUGCCACGGCGCUGCAAGAAGUCAAACAAGAAGAUUGGAAGCACAUCCCCUCGUUGCUUACCAACUGCACCUACCUAGAAGAUGCCGAGGUCAACAUUAUGGGAUUCCGUAUCUACGGGUCGCCAUGGCAACCAGAGUUCUGUGACUGGGCUUUCAAUUUGCCAAGAGGUCAGCCGCUACUUGACAAAUGGAACCUUAUUCCAGCGGGCAUUGAUGUGCUAGUCACGCAUGGACCACCAUUAGGUCAUGGGGAUUUGACCACAUCCAAAGAGCGAGCGGGCUGCGUGGAACUCCUCACUACUAUCCAGCGCCGGGUCAAGCCCAAGUACCAUAUCUUCGGACACAUCCACGAAGGCUACGGUGUCACCACCGACAACAAAACCACGUUUAUUAACGCCUCCAUCUGCACAGUUAACUACAGCCCCUCCAACAAGCCCAUCGUGUUUGAUCUCCCUACACCAAAGGUCCCCAACAUGGAGGCAGAGACAUCAGUUUAACCUUUUCACCUCUGUUGAGGCAGAGUUACAUGUACGUCAUUUUAUUGACCCUUGUCUGACCUCAGGUUCUGUGACCUUUGAGAUUAUGAUCAAUAGGGUCUGUUGCAAAUCCUUUGUAUUGUUAAUAGAUGAUGUAAAGUUAAUAGAUGGUUUAAAUCUUGAAAAAAGUAGCUGAUUACAUUAGGGGCCUGUAUUGCACGAUCUUUACAAUUUGGUCUGGUUUUAUAAUUAUUUAUGUGGAGGCAAGUCAUGUGACUUGCAUAGACUAAUUAAACGUAAAUAUGCAAGCUGUACCAUCUCGUUGCUAGUAAGCAUUGCUAAUUUUCUAACCCAUGUUGUCAGGCAACAGUAAAGUGGUUUUUUGUUACCAAUAUUUGUACUAGUUUCUUAAUACUUUUAUGAGAAACCGUGCUACGAUCAGAUUUGUUCAACCAAACAAAAAAAGGGGGCCAAAAUGUUUUAGGCAAUAAAGGCAAGCUCAGUGAUGUUUCAGCAUGCUGUGCGAGAGGUAAUGAGGUAUUGAUUAUGACUUUUUGUAUUAGCGUCAGUGCACAGAUGAAAUAGCGCUACUUUAGGGAACAUUAUUGGACAAAUGUAUUUGAAGUGCCGAAAUUGGUGGGUUGAAUUUGACUCCCUUUUUGGCCGUAUAUGCCUGUGACUUUUUCAAAACGUUUUUUAAUACUUUUUUUAUAAAAGUUUGUUCUUCAGAGUUAUCAAAGACAUUGAAAUGAUAGCCAUUAAAAAGUACACACAUGUAAAAGCACUGUAAAAUCUUCAAUUGCAGAUGAAAUUAAACGUUGCUACAAAGCCAUUUGGAUACGAUUUGAACCGUGCAGAAUCGAGAAAGCAAUUGUUUCUGCAACAGCAUGCAGCACAUUAGCAAAAUUAGGAUAUUUGAACUGUUGUCUCUGUUAAACCCUGAUACCUCUUACCUUCGGGUCACAUCUGUUCUAGCAGGUGAAACCGAGGAUGGGCUCUCAACUACUGGUUUCUACUGACACUUUCUGAAUUUUAUGGAAUGCUCCUAUUCCUGAACUUUCAGAUGCAAAGACACAUUCUUGACACAGUUGUCCUAUCAGUCAAAACGAGUCAAAUUUCCCAUAUGUGUCUGUGUACUGGGGGAAAUCAAGUGGAAGGAAUUUUUGACUGUUUUUGACGGUUACAGCAAAAGGAGGGUUUUAAUCUAAAAUACUGUUCGCUGUUGAAAGUAGUGUGUGGAAAAUGUUUUGCAGACAUUCAUUGGUUGGUGAUGCAGAUACUGUCAAAGGACUUUUUGUACAUUCUUGUUUUGUUGUUUUGUAGCUGUGGUGAUGUUUUAUACUGCUACUAUUUUACAACUUUUGUAUUUUUUCAGAGAAACACAGAUUUGGAAAGUAUUACUCCAAGUUGCUUCCAGAUAACUUGAUCAAGUACCUAGAUGUUUAACAAGAAAGCUGUGCAUGAAAUAUUGCGUGGUGUGAAGUCACGGAGUGUUGAUUACAAUUUAGAAUUGGGUUGACAAGGGUCAUCCUUUGGAUUUUCAUUGAGAGAGCAAGUUCUGUCAAAUUCAGAUGACCUCUGCAGAGUACAUUUUCUGGUGGUCACAUUCUUUGAUCAUUACCAGCAGAAAUGGUGUCAUACAAAAUGACAUUUUAACCUUGCCCAAAUCUGUUGACCAUAUAUCAUUGGUGCAGACAUGUUUGAUAGUACAAUUAAUGUGUUCAAAGCACUCCUGAAAACUUUAAAACUAAAUAUUACUCGCAAUUAAGGCUUCUCCUUUUUUUAUAGAGUGCAAUACAUGUUCGUCCGUUGACAGUGCAAACAGCCCACAUCAAGUCAUUGGUCAUUAUUAACCAUUUUUAGGCCAUCAUGUACCAUACAAAAGCAGCUCAUCUCAGUGAAACUGUGAACCUAGAGUUUAGAUGUGCAUCUAUAUGUAUAUCAGCCACAGUUCAUGACUGCCAUGGUGUACAUUGCUUUUUGUACCUUGCCUCUCUAUUAGUGAAACACAUGCACAUGCAUGGACUUUUUGGAGAACACUGAAAAAACUCAGCUUGUUUGACGUGCUGGAUUUUGAUACUUGUGAAUUCCCAGUUUUGUGAAUGCACUCAGUGAUAACUUGAAACAAGACUACCUUAGAGGCAAUGAGCUAUGAAUAGAUUCACCAUUGGGUACAUGUAUCUCAUUAAAAACUCAUUUAUGAUUGCUUCUCUUUUUGCAAGUAACCUAACUGGUACAUGUGUAAACCUGGUUUAAAUUCACAUCAUACUGCACACAUGCUUGAUGGGUAGUAUUGGGAGCUUAUGAGAGUAAUGAAGUAAAAAUUCUCCACAACUCAGUCCUCUUAAUACGGUGUUCUUUCGAUGAAAAAAUUGUGUUGCGUUGUGCCGACCCGCUAUGCUACGAUGGUUCCAUUGAGCGGUGCCAUUGCGUUGCUUCUUUUGUUGUUACUUUUAUGCUGUUUUUUGUGUUGUGUUGUGGCAUUGCGUUGUGGCAUCGUACUGUUUCUUGAUGCUGUCGCGUCUUGCCCUCAUACCGUUGCAAUGUCGCAUCACCUGUUAUUGUAUCGUUGUGGGUUAGGCCGUCAUGUCCUGCCAUCAUGUUGUCGUGUCCUGAUGUCAUACCAUCGCGUCAUGUCAUUACACUGUUGUGUCGUGCUGUCACAUCGUGUCAUCUGUCGUAUUGUGCCACCGUACCUUACUGUGUUUAAAAAAGGGCUGAUGAUUAUCACACCCAAUAAAGGGCGUAUGUCACAAGUCAUGGGGAAAAAAAGUGUGGGUGCACAUGGUGCAUAGGGUUCUACAAGAUGUGAUCAUGUGAUGGUAUCUUUUGGUAUGGUAUUGGAACUGCCUUCCAUCUCUUAAGACGCCCUCUAUUUCCACCAGUAAUGAGGCAACGGUGAGAGUACGAUGUGACAGCACGAUGCGAUGGCACGAUGCAACAGCUAAAGGGCACGACUUGAUGGGUCGAUGGUACAGCAUAACAGGUUGAACGCACAACGUGACGGCAUGAGAUGGCAUGACGCAAUGCCGACAGUACGAUGGCACGAUGCUGCGGCAUGAUGGCGCGACAUGAUGAGGACUUAGGGCUGUCACUGUUUUGUCGUCUGUAAAACAACUUUGUCCUUGCUAGACAGUAGUAGCUGUUUGUCACACUCUGUAAAAAAAUUUAUCCUGCCUUUAGCCUCCACAUCCGUGCACAGAGCAGACAGAACUGCAAGCUUUAUACCAGAGGAAUAAACUUGACAAUUGUUUUGCAGUAUUAACGACAUUUUGUAAAGUAAAUAUAUGAAGCCUUACAUUGUUACAAAUCGCUGUGAAAUUAUAACUCCCUCGUCUAUUUUCUAGUUUAUCAAAUAAUAUGAUAUCCAUCGAUAUGUUCAUGUUAUAGCA
This is a messenger RNA of Acanthaster planci (crown-of-thorns starfish), 4693 nucleotides long. Its product is annotated as metallophosphoesterase MPPED2-like. Lineage: Eukaryota; Metazoa; Echinodermata; Asteroidea; Valvatida; Acanthasteridae. Gene Ontology annotation, molecular function: hydrolase activity. The record is from RefSeq and is a predicted model, not a curated record.